Molecule: messenger RNA, 1789 nt
Organism: Trichomonas vaginalis G3
Lineage: Eukaryota; Parabasalia; Trichomonadida; Trichomonadidae
Product: DNA/RNA polymerase superfamily
Exons: 1
Molecular function (GO): nucleic acid binding
Source: RefSeq, a predicted model, not a curated record
AUGAACAAAAACGGAACAGCUAAAAUGAAUGAUAAUCAAAUUAGAGCAGAAGGUAGAAGGUUAUUUAAACGCUUCUAUAACAUUCCUGAUGGUGUUAAUCCUAAAACUCGUAGAAGCUAUUUAAAUGAAGCAAUAGAUGCAUAUGAAGGGUUUGACAUUUCAUCAGAAAGUGAGAGGUUAGCAAGAAUGUUAAACGUUAAUAUUGAUUUUUAUUAUUGUGACCCUCAACCAGAAGACGUAGACAUUAACAAGGUAGACUUUCCAUUAGUGGAAUCAAUAAUGAUAGAUCCAGAAUUUGAAACAGUAAAUAUUUUACUAACACAGAGUCCAUGUGGAAAACUUCACGCUGACAGAAUAACAGACGUUGAAGCACUCACCGGCUAUAGAGUUUGCCCCUUUUGCAAAGAAGAAGUAUAUUCUAUCCGUGAUGAUCCAGAAAGGAAAAACCAAAGAAGAUUUUUAAAACAUUGUGAGAAAUGUAAAGAAAAUAAUGGAAGAUUAAUUCAAGACGUUCAAUUGCAAAACACACAACAACCAUAUGCACCACAUAUCACGAAACAGAAGAUAUAUCAAUGGCUAUUAGCACAUAAUUUGCAGGAAUAUUAUAAACCAACAAGAUAUUAUAUUACUUUUGACUUCGAAACAUUAGAGACUAAAGAAGAACUUCAACUUUCUGAAUGUGCAACUUUGAAUGCUUACUUAAAACCAUUCAUGGUAUCAUCAACUGUCAAAAUAAAGCCGCAAAGCGGCGAGGUCGUAGACCGUGAUAAAACAUUUACGAGGAAUUUUUGCUUAACUUCAAGUGAUUCUUUUAUUUCUGAUUGGAUUGAGUUUUUAUUUUCAACCUGUUCAUUAGUUGCUAAAUCAAAUAUUGAACAAUAUGAAGAAUUAAUGAAGUCACAAACAUUAAAUGAGAAACAAAAGGAAGCAUUUAAAGAACUUCUAGAUGAGGAAUUCAAUAAAGUGAAUAUCAUAGGUUUUAAUUCGGGAAAGUUUGAUUUAAAUUUAAUUCUUCGUGAUUUAAACACUGCAAAAUGGAAAAUAAAAUCAAUGCUGGGUUCAUCUUCUCAAUUUAAGCAAAUCAUUGUAAAGAAAACAAACGUUCCAUAUGAAUUGAGAUUUAUUGACAUCAGAAAUUAUAUAGCGGGUGGGACAUUAGACCAAUUCACUCAAGAUUUCGGAAACAAUAAAUCACGUGUUAAAUCCUUUUUCCCUUAUCAAUUCAUCACAUGGGAAAAUUACGAAGAAGAAUUAUAUAAAGAGGAACCAUUCACUCAAGAUUCAUUUUAUUCAGCAUUAACUCAAGAAACUAUAUCAGAUAGUGAUUAUCAAAUAUAUCUCAAUGAUGCUAAAAACUUUAAGAAUAGAUUAGAAUAUUUUAUUCAUUAUUGCAAUAAAGAUGUUGAAAUUAUGAUUGACCCAAUUGAUAAAAUUAUCGAAGAAACAUUUGUUUAUAAAAUUGACAUGCUUCAUAAUCUUUCUUUAUCAUCGAAUGCAUCAAUGAUUCGUUACGCUUUAGCAUAUAAAGACUUUAAUCCUAACGAAAAAUAUCCAGAAGAAGAAAAUGUGGAAUCAAGUUUUGAAUUAACGAAAAAGUAUUGGAAAUAUAAAAUUGAAUCAUAUAAGAAACAAGAUGAAAAAGCAGAAAGGGAUACUAAAAACAAUGUUUCAAUGGAUGAUUUUCAAUACUAUCACGAUUUAAUCCUUUCAUCUAAAUGCAAAAUGUGUGGUAAAGCGUUUACAUAUGCUAAUAAACCAACAUUGGAUAGAAUCGAUAAUGAAAAACCAC